Hipposideros armiger (great roundleaf bat) is the source of this 2134-nucleotide messenger RNA. RefSeq names its product NME/NM23 family member 8 (gene NME8). Bases 92 to 1852 code for a protein of 586 amino acids. The record is from RefSeq and is a predicted model, not a curated record. Lineage: Eukaryota; Metazoa; Chordata; Mammalia; Chiroptera; Hipposideridae. The transcript is spliced from 17 exons.
GUCCUUCCGCACGACCUGCGUGGGCAGAAAGCGCCAGCAGGAGCCCAGCCACCCUCCACCCCUUCUGGUCUGCCGGGCGCCCAGUGGAUAAAUGGCAGGCAAAAAGCGAGAAAUCCAGUUACAGGCAGUCAUCAAUAACCAAAGCCUGUGGGAUGAGAUGUUGCAGAACAAAGGCCUAACAGUGAUUGAUGUGUAUCAAGCCUGGUGUGGACCUUGCAAAGCCAUGCAAACUUUAUUCAGAAAAUUGAAAAAUGACCUAAACGAAGAUGAAAUUCUGCAUUUUGUUGUAGCAGAAGCUGACAGCAUUGUGACUUUGCAGCCAUUUAGAGAUAAAUGUGAACCAGUUUUUCUUUUUAGUGUUAAUGGCAAAAUUAUUGCAAAGAUUAAUGGUGCAAAUGCACCACUUGUUAAUAAGAAAAUUAUUAACUUGAUCAAUGAGGAGAGGAAAAUUGCAGCAGGUGAAAUGGUUCGCCCUCAGUAUCAUGAAAUUGCAUUUGUAGACUCAGAUACAGAAAAUGUUGGGGAAGCAUCUCACGAAAAUAAUGACCAACUAUACAGUAUUGCUAUUAUCAAGCCCGAGGCUGUGCGUACUGGAAAAAAUAUAGAAAUUAAAGAAAAAAUCAUCAAUGCAGGAUUUGUCAUAGAAGCAGAGGCUAAGCGAGUGCUCACUGAAGAGCAAGUAAAGGACUUCUAUAGUGAAAUAGCAGACCAGCCUGACUUUGAAGAUUUUCUUUCUUUAAUGACCAGUGGCCUAAGCUAUAUUCUAGUUAUAUCUCAAAGAGAUGAACAAGAGCCUUCCUGGGAAGGACCUGUACCUAAUCCUGACACCGAACCUAAAGAACCAUCUGAAGAUCAAUAUGAGACGGCCACAACUACAGUGAUGAAGAAGCGGGACAGUUUACAAGAAUAUAUGGAAAGACAACAUCUAUCUGAGUUUUGUGAUAUUGAAGAGAAUAUAGUAAAUGUUAAUAAGCUUAUUGACAUCUUCUUCCCUGAUUUUAGAAGUAUGAAAAACGUAAAAUUAGAAAGGAUAAUGGCAUUACUUCGACCAGAUCUCUUUCAAGGAAAAAAAGAGGAUGUUUUGAAUAUCAUUCAAGAUGAAGGCUUUAAAAUACUGAUGCAAAGACAAAUAGUAUUAACAAAAGAAGAAGCUCAAACACUAUGCAAGGAAUAUGAAAAUAAAGAUUAUUUUGAAAAUCUUAUAGAAAACAUGACCAGUGGUCCAUCUCUAGCCCUUGUUUUAUUAAGAGACAAUGGUUUACAACAUUGGAAAGAGUUAAUUGGACCAAACACUGUUGAAGAAGCUAAAGAAUAUCUUCCAGAGAGUUUAUGUGUACACUUUGCAAUGGAAAGUUUACCUAUCAACCAGUUGUAUGGAAGUGUUUCCUUAGAAGCUGCUGAAAAGGAAAUAGAGUAUUUCUUUCCUCCUCAAAAAGUUUUAGGACUGAUUAAACCUCAUGUAACACAUGAACAAAGAGAGGAGAUCUUCAAGCUCAUUAAAGAGAAUGGAUUUGAAAUAACACAGAUGAAGGAAAUGCUGCUAAAUGAAGAACAAGCAGGCAAAAUUUAUUUUAAAAUAAAACAAAAACACUUUUAUAAAAAUAUAUUGGAAAUGUUAUCCGAGGGUCCAUCUUUGGUCAUGGUCCUGACCAAGUGGAAUGCUGUUUCAGACUGGAGACGAUUGAUGGGUCCCACAGACCCAGAGGAAGCAAAACUAUUGUCCCCAGACUCUAUCCGAGCCAGAUUUGGACAAAGUACUUUGAAAAAUGCUGUCCAUGGAUCAUCUAAUCUCUAUGAGGCAACAGAGGUCAUUAAUGAAUUGUUUGUUCCUGAGAAUCCUGAGGAAAACUAAAAGCAGGUUCACAAAUGUAUCCAUGUGUGGCUCUGGAUGCUGACUUGAAUAUGACUAUACAGACUCUUCACAUGUGGAGUGGUGUCUCCAGCUGGAUGAGCCAAAUUGAGAAUUCAUCUCCCAAGCAUAAUGAGAAAGCAAAGUGAAAUGGAGAAACCCUUCCACACCCAUCCAGGUUCCUCAGGGGAAGAUGAGUACAUUGCUCCCUUAAUAUUGUCAUGUAGGCUAUGAUUUCUCCAGGUAUAAUAACAUUGUAUUAAAACAUUCAAUGCAAAAAUAAAA